Messenger RNA from Juglans microcarpa x Juglans regia, 1626 nucleotides. RefSeq names its product ethylene-responsive transcription factor WRI1-like. The record is from RefSeq and is a predicted model, not a curated record. Gene Ontology annotation, molecular function: DNA-binding transcription factor activity; DNA binding. NCBI's taxonomy places the organism in Eukaryota, Viridiplantae, Streptophyta, Magnoliopsida, Fagales, Juglandaceae. Gene Ontology annotation, biological process: regulation of DNA-templated transcription.
UUUUCUUCUUCUCCUUCUUCUUCUUCUUUUUAAACUGAUAUCCUCCAUUUCCAUGCUUCUUCCUCUGUUUCUUCCUGUUUUGGUAAACCACUUUAGGUUACCAAGACGCUGCUACUAUUUCUACUACAAGUCUCCAUUCAUAAAGAGAAGAGAUAGAGAGAUAGAGAGAGAGAGCAACCUCUUUUCUUCUCAUCAAUAAGCAAAUUGAUCUUCUUCUGCAUUGUGCUGUUAUUUGUUGGGGACAGAUUAAAAAAUACCCAGAUGAAGAGGUCUCCUCCUACUUCUUCUUGUUCUUCUUCAUCUUCCUGCGUUGGCUAUGAUUUCCCACACACAUCAGAGAAGAAGCCCAAGGCCAAACGUGCCAGAAAAAACGACAAUCCAGAGAAAUGCCAGGAUGCCAACAGCCCAACCUCUGGCAGAAGAAGUUCAAUUUACAGAGGAGUCACCAGGCACAGAUGGACUGGGAGGUUUGAGGCUCACCUCUGGGAUAAGAGUACCUGGAAUAACAUACAAAACAAGAAGGGACGACAAGUUUAUUUGGGGGCAUAUGAUAAUGAGGAGGCUGCUGCACAUACCUAUGAUCUUGCUGCUCUUAAGUAUUGGGCCGAGACAACCUUGAAUUUCCCGAUAGAGACGUACACAAAGGAAGUUGAAGAAAUGCAGAAAGUUUCGAAGGAAGAGUACUUGGCAUCGUUGAGACGGCGGAGCAGUGGGUUUUCCAGAGGAGUAUCUAAAUAUCGUGGGGUGGCUAGGCAUCACCAUAAUGGACGGUGGGAGGCAAGAAUUGGAAGAGUUUUAGGCAACAAAUAUCUGUACCUGGGAACCUACAACACGCAGGAAGAGGCAGCAGCAGCAUAUGAUAUGGCAGCCUUAGAGUACAGAGGAGCAAAUGCAGUGACCAACUUUGAUGUCAGCAAUUACAUUGACCGCUUGAGGAAGAAAAUCCCUGGCUUUAAUCUCCACAGCUACACUCAACCAGGAGCAGCAGAACUUCCCAAUUGUUGCAGCACUCAAUCAGAAGUAGAAGUAGAUCAGCAACAACAACAACCUCAAAAAGUUGCUGCAGAUCAUCUUCAUUUUACCCAACUCCCUCCAUGCAGCAUGGAAACGUCAACAAUGGUGGCUCUGGCUGCCAAUGAGCAGGAUCCUUGGAGCUUCUUGGACACGGGCUUCGCUCCCCUCCGAGUUCCUGACCUCCCCCUCGAAAAACCAUGCGAGUUGACGGACUUGUUUGACCACACCGGGUUUGAGGAUGACAUCGAUCUGAUAUUCGAAGCAGCAGCAGCGUGCAGUACUGAUGCAGGCUGUGGGGCUGAGCAGGUUGUUGGGGUCUCGAGGAGAGUGGAGGGUGGGGACAGUGGGGAGCAGAGGUUGUUGUCUUGUUCAACUUCUUCUCCAUCUUCUUCAACAACAACAACAACAACAUCGGUUUCUUGUAUCUAUUGAUCUGCUCAAAGAUUUUGGUCUUCUGUUUCAGCAUGCUGUUUGUGGGGGAUUGUUGGGAUUUGGUUUGAGUUUGUUGGUGGGUUCUGCUGUGGUUGGGUGGAUCCAGAAAGAUUCUGUGCGUCUUUCUUUGGCUUUUCUUUCUUGUUAUGGUCAUUUCUUUUAUUCAAAUGUUUUUUUUUU